This is a messenger RNA of Lathyrus sativus (Indian pea), 351 nucleotides long. NCBI's taxonomy places the organism in Eukaryota, Viridiplantae, Streptophyta, Magnoliopsida, Fabales, Fabaceae. The record is from the annotation of a GenBank genome assembly.
AUGAAGAACAAAAGGAUAAGCAAAAGGGACAAAAAGGAGAUUAAAGUUACAUAUAUUUCAAGUCCUGUCAAGGUGAAAACUAAUGCUUCAAAUUUUAGAGCACUUGUGCAAGAGUUAACUGGUCAAGACUCUAAUGUUGCUGAAAUUACUACUAUGCCCUUGGAUGAUGAAAGACUAGUGCAUAUGGAUGCUUCUUCAACUCAUCAACAAUGGAGGGUGGAUCGUAAUCAUGUGCCUCAUCAAGAUCAUACCUUUUUGAAGUCUGGUUAUAGUGAGUUUCUUUCAAGACAAUCCUUUGGGGAGCCAUUAAGUGAACACCUUCAAUAUGAUUUAUUGAGCUUUGAUAUGUAG